Molecule: messenger RNA, 1702 nt
Organism: Beta vulgaris subsp. vulgaris (sugar beet)
Lineage: Eukaryota; Viridiplantae; Streptophyta; Magnoliopsida; Caryophyllales; Amaranthaceae
Exons: 11
Coding region: 453-1391 (312 amino acids)
Source: RefSeq, a predicted model, not a curated record
UAUAGAGUUUCAAUUUUCAUCCUCCCUCGGUCCCUCCAAAGUCGCUAUCCUAGUUUCUCUUUCUAGUUUCGGCGCAAACCUUCAAAAUUCUCAGGUGAGUUGAUUCAUUCUCUUACUGCAACACCGAACUUUACUAUCAAUCAAUCACCCUUUAAAUACCCAACCAUACUAUGAAUCUAUCACCCUUAAUCUGCAACACCCAACAAUUGCAGUUCAAUUUAUGCUCCAAUUUCUGAGCCAUACUAAUUCAAUUUUAGCUGCACUUCUUAUGUUUGCUGAGUGGUUAGCUGGUUUGGUAAUUGUUAAAAGCUGUUCAUUGAGCUUCAUCAACUGUAAAUAGUCGCGGUUGCUGGUUGUGGUGAUUACAUUUACAAUUUCGGAUUCUCUUUUGAAGAUGUAAUGCUUGCAAUAUAAGCAAAAUUAAGCGCAGGGAUUUCAGUAUUGAUGUAAGCAUGGAGGCUGACAGGUACCUCUAUUUUAAUACGUUAAAUCUGCCAGACACAUCACUUGUUACCAUAGACUUAUUGGGGCAUCAAUUGCAAUUUUCUCAGGAUCCAAAUUCCAAUCAUUUAGGAACUACUGUAUGGGAUGCAUCAAUGGUCUUUGCCAAGUAUCUGGAAAGGAAUAGCAGGAAAGGGAGAUUUUGCCUUUCUAAACUCAAAGGGAAGCGAGUCAUUGAACUUGGGGCAGGUUGUGGAGUAGCUAGCUUUGGGAUGGCAAUGUUAGGAUGUGAAGUGGUCACGACUGACCAAAAAGAAGUUCUACCGCUGCUACAACGAAAUGUUGAACGUAAUAUUUCAAGGAUCAUGCAGGCAAAUGCUAAUUCAGAUUCAUUUGGCUCUAUCAAGGUUGUGGAACUGGAUUGGGGAAAUAAGGAUCAUAUACAAGCUGUUGAUCCUCCAUAUGAUUUCGUGAUUGGCACUGAUGUGGUUUAUGCAGAACAUCUCCUUGAUCCACUGCUACAAACUAUAUGUGCUUUGUCCGGACCACGCACCACCACUGUGUUGGGCUAUGAGAUACGUUCAACGAGUGUCCACGAACAGAUGCUUCAAAUGUGGAAAAGCAACUUUGAUGUCAAAACUGUUCCAAGAACCAAGAUGGACAUAAAGUACCAGCAUCCAAGCAUUCAGCUUUACCUAAUGGAACCAAAAUGUUCCGGAAAUGGUUUGGCAGCAGACCAUAUAAAAAACCAGGCUUCCGAAUCUGUGGAGAGAGGAUGUAGCCAGACCAGGGAUGGAACAACCAGUAGGGUAGAUGAAGUUGAGAGUGAGAAAGAUAACAGAGGUUGCUCGAGCGCUACAGGACUGACAAAUCAAGAGCUUACUGACUGGGAAGUCCGAAGAUGUGGGGCCAUGGCUGCUCGGCUUCUUCGUGAUGUCAAAAUUAACUAGAAGUUCCAUGCCUUGUACACUUCAGUCGUUACUAUUGUAGAUGGAGCUUCUGUGUUUCUUUAACUCCAUGAACCAAAGAACAGAAUAUAAUUAUUUAGUGUCAUCUGUUGAGCACACAAAUGGAACUCAUAUGUUGUCUCUGCUAUGAAAAUCAAUCUCAUGUCAUUGAUAAGAUUAACCAUUAUCAAUGUCGAGACACAGAUUGAUUGAGUUUGUAAUCUUGGGUGUAUUGACUACAGUAGUCCAGAGUUAUUUGGUCAAGUUUAUGUUUGACCUGUUUAGUGUUGGAGUGGAUUCAUAAAAUUUCUGCA